CGCAGGUAAAAAAAAAAUAGUUUAAACAAGAUACAAUGAACAUAAUUAUAGCGAUCUAUUUUUUUACUGAUUUCUGAAUAGCCUGAUGAACUAAAUGGUGACAUGUUUAAAUUUAGAUCAUUUUAAUAUAUUUUAAAAUAGAUAGAUAUUAUAGAAUAACCUUGAUUUUAGUUGGAUACUAAUGAGUCUGUAAAGCUCUGACUGAAUAUUCAUCUAAUUCAAGGCUACUUGUGGUAAAUGUUGAAUGAUGCACGUACAAUGCACGAACAAUGCAAGUUAUUGCAUUUUUGUAAAUAUAUAUCUUGUAGUAAUGGUGAUACUUGUUGAAUAUCUAUUUAAUAGGAAAGGAACAAAGUUAACAGCAAAAGAUGCCGUGGCGUUAGCAAAACAGCUUGAGGAAGAGCGAAAACGUAGUACGUCCCUCCUACUGAAGUUGAAAAAGGCCAAAUCGGAUAAAAAGACUUUGGAGCAAUCGAUUGAAGAUGGAAGUUUCAUUCGAAUGCAUUCUACUAUGCGAGAUGAUAAUGCAACACACGAUCAAAACUCACUGCUCAUGUCAUCUAUGAGCAACUUAUCGUUUGCUUCUCUCCAGGUUCCGGAGUGCAAGCCCAUUGAUGGAGAAGAAGAUAUAGAUCGUAAGUCGUACGAACAAUGGAGACAGAUGCUGGAAGCUUCAAAGCAAUUAGCUGGAGUUGCUGAUGAAAGGACGAAGAUGAACAUUUUCCGCGUUAAGGCAGGUCUAAAAUUAUUGGAUGUCCUCGAGGGAACACACUCGAAUGCUGACUCACCGGAUAUGGAAACGUUUCCUUAUUCGAAUGCAACACAACGUUUGGAUGCGUUUUUUGGAUCACGUGACUAUAUCUUCAUGCAAAGACAAAAGCUUAGGUCACUGACGCAGAAACUAAGAGAGACGGACGUGAAAUAUGUCAAACGAGUUAUAUCAGUUGCAAAAGUCUGCGAUAAUAAUGAUAGCAGUUUAAUAGAGCAGGUAGUUGAUACAAUUCAAUCGCACGCUCUUAAUCGGAAAGUUCGCGAGACCGGUAGGAAGAUUCUCAGAAAAGGUGGGUCUAUCGCUGAUCUUCUUGAGAAAGUGCGUGCUUUGGAGAUGGAGACAUUGAACGAAGAAAUGUUCGCUAGAACUCAUCGGGCGGCAGCACAGGCUGAAGUUGCAGCUGUUAGAUACGGUGGCCAGCGUAAUCUUCAGCAAACGAACAACGGCGCAGGUGGUACAAGAUACCAGCAGUAUUACCGAUUUUCUGGAAACUGGCGAGGAGCUAGAGGUGGCCGAGGAUAUGCUCAUCGAGAAUUUACCAGGAAUGUGUCCAGUCGUUUGAUGUGUUGGAGGUGCCUGAGUAAGCAGCAUAAUGCUGCUGAAUGUUAUGCUAUUGAUAAGGUUUGUCGAAAUUGUCAACGCAAGAGACAUCUUGAACGUGCCUGCCAUCAGGAACCAGCAAACAAACCGAUUAAGCGUCGAUACAGCAAUGAUGACAACGAAUCAACUAACUCCAAAAAGAUAGCAGUGGUUAAAACGGAUGGUGAUGAUUUGACUGAGGAAUCCAUAUGUAUUGGAAGCGUAACGACAAAGGCGCAUCGCUCACAAUUGAGGGUCCAGAACGACUCUAAGAAUUCUCCAAACGUGGCGGUUCCAUGCAGAAGUCACUGUAAGCGUAGGCUGGUCUCGGAGGAGGAAUUCCUUGGGUUUCCAGAUGAUGUGGCUGCAAAGAGGUUUCGCAAAGGCGAUAAUGAAGCAACGGAACCGAAAACGCCAAGUCCUAGGCAUUCUGAAAGAUUAAAGGAUCGACCGAGGAGAGUUUAUAAAAGAUAA
Messenger RNA from Wyeomyia smithii (pitcher-plant mosquito), 1825 nucleotides. RefSeq lists its product as uncharacterized. Bases 245 to 1825 code for a protein of 526 amino acids. The record is from RefSeq and is a predicted model, not a curated record. The transcript has 2 exons. NCBI's taxonomy places the organism in Eukaryota, Metazoa, Arthropoda, Insecta, Diptera, Culicidae. Gene Ontology annotation, molecular function: zinc ion binding; nucleic acid binding.